UAAAAUAAAGAAAUAAAAACUAAAAAGCUUAUUGCCACGUACGGCUUUGUUAAUAUAUCUAUCUUUAGCUAAACCACCAAACUAAAAGCCUAACCAGAGUCACUAUAAACAAGGAAAAAAACAUUCGAUACCUUAGUUCCCCCAUUAAACUAUUCAUCAAUAAUCGCAACGUGCACACCACAAAAUUACAUACUUAAAUUCCUCUUCUUACACAUCCUAACUCAUUCUUUACCACAACCCAAGCUCUCACCAAAUCAUCACUCAAGCAUUGCCGUCCCGAGCAAUUCAGCAACCUACCUACCACCAAUUUUUCUUAUGGCAGCGGUGGAAGCACAACCACCACCGCCACGGCUACCAGUGUCGUCGCCAUGGUCCCAAAACCCCAAACCAACUACACCAACGGUGAAUACACCUCCACAUAUCUCCCUCCAACCAUCCACCAAAAAAGGCCCAUCAAGACCUAAAAAACUCUUCCGGCGCUUUCGUGCUGUUUUCCGGUCGUUUCCAAUCAUAUCUCCUUCAUGCAAGAUCCCCGUUUCGCUCCACGGAAACCGUAUUGGAGACGGACACCUCCACGGAGGGACACGGAUGACUGGAACCCUAUUUGGGUGCCGUAAAGCUAGAGUUAACCUCGUUAUCCAGGAAAGCCCUAGAUGUCUUCCCAUGCUUGUCCUUGAGCUUGGGAUACCCACAGGAAAGCUUCUCCAAGAUAUGGGAACGGGGCUUGUUAGAAUAGCCCUGGAGUGCGAAAAGAAACCGGGUGAGAAGACGAAGAUCGUUGAUGAGCCGAUAUGGGUGUUGUAUUGCAAUGGGAAGAAAUCAGGGUACGGAGUUAGAAGAGAACCGACGGGGGAUGGCUUGAGUGUGAUGCAAGUGUUGCAUGCAGUGUCCAUGGGUGCUGGGGUGAUACCGAAUGAAACUGAGUUGCCAGAUGGUGACUUAAUGUACAUGCGAGCACAGUUCGAACGUGUUGUUGGGUCUAGGGAUUCGGAGACAUAUUAUAUGAUGAAUCCGGAUGGAAACAAUGGCCCUGAGCUCAGUGUGUUCUUCGUCAGGGUCUAAUUCAAGUGAAAUCUGAGGAAAAAAAAAUGUUAAUUAAUGUUGCUUGGGAAAGAUAAAAAAGGGUCCUCAAUUAGCAAUGUACCAAGAAAAGAAAAGGGUACAUACAACAUGCAAGGCACGAAGUGUCAAGGUGGCAAUGGCGUUGAAAGGGAUUUGGGGAAAGUAUGCCUCCUAAUUGGUUUUCAAUGGAGGCAAUGUUGGAAUUGUGACUGUCCUUCACAUCCUGCAAUUUGGCCCGUUCUUUAAAUUUAGUUGUGCAUUCUGGCUUUAAGUUGUAAUGUUCUUUUGUUUGUUCAAGAGAUAAAA
This is a messenger RNA of Malus domestica (apple), 1368 nucleotides long. Its product is annotated as protein MIZU-KUSSEI 1. The record is from RefSeq and is a predicted model, not a curated record. NCBI's taxonomy places the organism in Eukaryota, Viridiplantae, Streptophyta, Magnoliopsida, Rosales, Rosaceae. Gene Ontology annotation, biological process: hydrotropism.